UCCUCUGCAUGCUAGGAGGAUCACUUCCAGACCUGAUACUGAAUGACUUCGGACCCCAGAAACCCACACGAGGACUGAAAGAAGGACAUUAAACAUAGAACGGGAGUUUAAACUUGUGGAGAAACCUGUUUGGUGGGUUUUUUCUUUUUUUGGGGGGUUUGGCUGGUGAGACUUUAAGUGUGAAAGGUUUUUUCAUUUUCGCUUUAUUGGAAAAGCACUUUGCUCACUCUGGCUUGUGGGUAACAUUUAAUCAUUCAUCCAUUCCACCAUGCAAACGGAAAGCACCAAUGGGUCUGUUUACCAGCUUAUCGAGGACUGCGAGGCCACGAACAAGGCGCUGUACAAGUUCUACGCAGCCGUCAUGAUCGUGAUUUUCCUCCUGGCUCUGCCUCUCAACGCAUCGGUCCUGCACCUCUUCAUAUUCAAGCUGAAAUUCUGGAAGACCAACACCAACAACAUCUUCCUCUUCAACCUGGUGUUGGCAGACAUUCUUCUGCUUUUCUGUUUGCCCAUAAAGGCAUACAACUUCAUCCAAGGGGAAAGGCGGAGCGAAAACGACACGGUGUGCAAAGCCAUGCUCUUCAUGUUGUUCUUGAACCGCGGGGCGAGCAUCGCCUUCCUGACGGUGACCUCUAUCGACCGCUAUUUCAAUGUUGUGCACCCCGGGCGCAAGAACCUCCUGAGAGCUCUUAAGAAGUCUCCACACAUCUCUGUCUUCAUCUGGCUGCUCCUCCUGCCCCUCACCAUCCCCACCAUGCUGAAGAACUUUGACUGCUGCAACAGCCACAGCCCGGGGCGUGACGAUACUUUGGUGAAGGACGUGGUGGACAGCAUGCGAGAAGUGGUCUUCUUUUCCCAGAUUGUCAUCCCCUUCUUCAUCCUGGUCUACUGCACGGUGCACAUCGUCAACCGGCUCAGGAAAAAGACCGUCGGGGAUCGGACCAAGCUGAGGAGGGCCGUCUUCCUGGUGACCUCCGUCAUCGUGGUCUUCUCGCUCUGCUUCCUCCCCUGCACCGUGGCCCGGAUGGUCCUGCUGAUCGCCCGGGUCGAGGAGUGGUCCGACGCCGGGCAGGACAAAGCUACGGUGGCCUUCGACGGCCUCAUGGUCCUCUCCUACGUGGACUGUCUGCUGGACCCGCUGGUCUACUGCUUCUGCAGCACCAAGUUCAAAGGCCUUUACCUCUCCAGUUAUUUCCCGUUCUUAUUGAAAGAGGGUCACGUGCUGCCGGACAGCUCGACAGGAAACACGUUGCCACCGCCGCGCAAUAAUGUCAUUUGAAAUGGGGGGGGGGGAACCAAAAGGAUUCUACUACAGACUGAUGUAGCGUCCCCAAAAUGAGGGGACUAUGAAGGCAAAACCCAGUUGUUAUUUAGGAUUCUAUAUUCAACGCUUCAAAUAAUAACCUCAAUGUGUUUCUAUUUUUCUCUUGAAUAAAAACGUUGGUAAGUCAAGUAUGUAUAUAGGUACCUAUGUAAAUAAGGAGCUCUGGUUCUUAGACAGUUGGUCAUAUAUUGCAUGGCGUGGUUUUUCUGUGACUCAAUAGAUCAAAUCGUCUGCUGAUGGUCUCAGAUUUAUUCAUGGUGGUGGACUUUUUUUCUUUUUGAAUAGGAGGGCCAAAGUAUGCACAUCUGUUUUUCUUUUCUGCUCGGGCAGAGAGUAGUUGUGGCCAUAAAUAAUUAUUUUUUUCACUGUGUGGGGGAAAAAAACAACAGGAAUCUUAUUUGCCUUACGCAACCUUUAUCUAAGCCUCGACAUGAACCAAAUAUCUGUGUUAAAUGCCAUCAGUUAAGGCCUAAAAAACAUAACCAUGUCACCCAUAAGGUGUGGUUUUUAAAACCACACUGGAAAUAGUGAAGAUUUCCAAACCAAGGGAACUGAAAGGGGGAAGGGUCUGAAACGUGUGCAUGUAACUCAUGCAUAUAUUACCAUGGUCAGUCCCCUAGAAUACUUACCCCUGAACACCCAUGCAGGAAGUGGAUUGUGAAAGUUGAGUUUUUUUAUGGAUCUGUAUAAUUGUGCUGUACAUAUUUCCCGUACGGCCUGGUUCUCUUGUCUUGUGAGUUGAAGAGCCCCCUUUCUGACAAACAUGAAUCCAGCACACCAAAAGAAAUGCGUCAAACCUUUCUAUUCAAUAUGAAUCUUGAAUCAUGCUUUGAACCACGCAAAAAAAAACCUCUACUCGUAUUCCCGUGAAUCCUUUUGCGCAUGUGUUAGUCAUCGGGAUGGCCUUACGUACAUUGAUGAUGCCAUGAACAGUAACAGUACCGUGUCUGUUAAUCACUGUCUGCUUAUAAAUACACUCAUUUGAGACUCA
Molecule: messenger RNA, 2315 nt
Organism: Pungitius pungitius (ninespine stickleback)
Lineage: Eukaryota; Metazoa; Chordata; Actinopteri; Perciformes; Gasterosteidae
Product: 12-(S)-hydroxy-5,8,10,14-eicosatetraenoic acid receptor
Exons: 2
Coding region: 269-1279 (336 amino acids)
Biological process (GO): G protein-coupled receptor signaling pathway
Cellular component (GO): membrane
Molecular function (GO): G protein-coupled receptor activity
Source: RefSeq, a predicted model, not a curated record